Closterium sp. NIES-67 is the source of this 1087-nucleotide messenger RNA. NCBI's taxonomy places the organism in Eukaryota, Viridiplantae, Streptophyta, Zygnematophyceae, Desmidiales, Closteriaceae. The record is from the annotation of a GenBank genome assembly.
AAAUCCCUUGGGAAUGGCUCUCAAACCGCACACACAAAUCCGUCUCGCUUGGGUAUUCUUGAGAACUCCCCAUAUCCGCUGGUGGCGGCCACGGAACUCCAGAGGAUGUUCGGAGUUGGAGACGUGGUAUGGGUUCAUUUUUAUGGGAUUGUUGGCGGAUGGCCUGCGCAGAUAUUGGAACAGCAACAGCCACAGGAGGAAAAUGGGGGAGCUGUGCUUGUGCAGCUUCUUGGAGAUAAGAGAACGGUGCGGUCAUGGGUCACCACUGGUUCCCUUUAUCGGUGGACUCCUAAAAUUCGAACUUGUUUUGGUUUGGAACAUGAUGCCAUACAGGAGUUUCAUGCAGCAAAGAAGGAAGCUGCAUCCAUCCACAGGAAGGCCAAGGAAGGAGUCCCUGUGGUUCCAAAAUCUAGCAAGCGCGGUUCACAGCUAUGGACUUCAGCCUUCACUGUCAAGAUUUUGAGAAAAGGCACCAACAGCUGGAGCAGCAGCACCAGCAGUUGCAAAAAAUGUUACAGCAGCUGCAACAGCAACUGCCGCAGCAGCAACUGCAGGAGCAUCAAGAUUCACUGCAGCAGUCGGAGCAGCAGGUGUAUGACCAGCAGCUUGGCAAGAAGCAGCCGAGCAAGAAGCAGCAGGAGGUCCAGCAGCAGCGUGACCAGCAACAGGGUGACCAGCAGGGUGACCAGCAACAGGGUGACCAGCAGCAGCAUAAGGAUCCAUCAGCUUCAGGUUGCAUGUAGCCCUGCUUUGCUGGCCAAGGAAGGGCGUUGUGAUUUCAGGAAGGGCCCGGUCUUGUGGCAUCGUGAUUGUUAUGCGCAUGUCAGACGUGUCACCAGAAGUUUCCGGAUUGUUUUGACCCAUGCACUGAAAACAGUGGAAUAUUGGCGAGGCUUCUGGUGUCAGUCUGAUCCUUCUGUCCGCCCUCCUUUAUCUCGCCUCGAGUGUUUCAUGGACUCAGGGCUGUCAGUGCCCCCUCCCCACGCCCUUACAAGAGGUGGUGAGGGGAUCUCUCUCCGAAUUCUGCCUUGAGAGGGUAUUAUAACUUGGCACUGUUUCCAGAACUCUUGUACCAAGUACUAUACCG